Molecule: messenger RNA, 642 nt
Organism: Fonsecaea multimorphosa CBS 102226
Lineage: Eukaryota; Fungi; Ascomycota; Eurotiomycetes; Chaetothyriales; Herpotrichiellaceae
Exons: 2
Coding region: 1-642 (213 amino acids)
Molecular function (GO): catalytic activity
Source: RefSeq, a predicted model, not a curated record
AUGCCACGAGCCCAAGACCUAGCCACAGCACUGCUGUCCACAACAGAAAAGGCCAUCAUCCCGCUGACGGCCAAGCAAGUGUCGCAGGGGUCGAAGCUGUUCGGGGCGGCGGUGCUGGAGCGGGCGACACUCGCGCCCGUUGUGUGCGCGACCAACAACGAGCGCGAGUCGCCGCUGCUGCACGGCGAGAUCAACUGCAUCCAAGAAUUCUUCCGGCUGCCGCGCGAGGGGCGGCCCGAGACCAAGGAUUGCGUCUUCUUCGCCACCCAUGAGCCCUGCUCGCUGUGCCUGAGUGGCAUCACCUGGUCCGGCUUCAACGAGUUUUACUACAUGUUCACCUACGAGGACAGUCGGGAUCUUUUUGCUAUUCCGUACGACAUCGACAUCCUGAAAUCCGUCUACCAGGUCCCCUCGCCAGGUGACACAGAAGAGACGCUGGCGGCCAAACCCCUGUACAACCGCCAGAACAAGUUCUUCACGGCCCAGUCGCUGGCGGACUUGAUCGACUCGGUUGACGACGAGGCGGCCAGGACGAAGCUGAAGAGCGACCUGGAGCGGGUCAAGAAGCUGUACGACCAGCUCAGCGCGACUUAUCAGGAGGGAAAGAAGAGCGGAGCGACGACGAGCAGCUUCUUCCAAUAA